Paramecium pentaurelia is the source of this 1545-nucleotide messenger RNA. NCBI's taxonomy places the organism in Eukaryota, Ciliophora, Oligohymenophorea, Peniculida, Parameciidae. The record is from the annotation of a GenBank genome assembly.
AUGAAUUCAUUCACAGAUGUAUUUAAUGAAUUUUCCUAAUAACAUAAUCAAUAAUUCAAAUUGAGAGAUUUAUUAGCAUUUUUGGAUUCAAAAUGUUAGAAUGGAUAUUUUGAUCGUGAUGUAUUUCAAUAGUUAAUUGAUUAAAUACCAGGAGCAUAAUCACAAUAACAAUGUACAAUUAACUAACUGAUUUAUGUGAUGAAGAAAGCUUAUGAAGUCUUAAAUGAUAAGAUAAAUAAAUGCUAACAAAAUAUAGAUCAAAGAAAUAUGUAAAUUUUAGAUUUGAAUUUUCAAAAGCGAACUUAGAGCAUAUUAAGACAAAUUGAGAUAAUCUCAAAAUGCAAGUAUCACUAAUACCAAUAAAUUAAAUAUCGAAAUUCUUGAUGCUGAGAUUUUUUAUUAAGGAAAUGGAUAAUUGUAAAUGAGUGUGGAAUGUAUGUCAACAGUAGUAUAUACAUGUAAUUAUUCAAUAAAUAAUUUAUUUAGAAUUAGCCAGAAGAUAAAAACCUUAAUGGAAUGAAUAAUUUGAAUUGUAUUUAAUCUUAAAUAUGUAGUACCGCAAAUGAAUCUGCAAUCUUGAAAUUUAUCUUAUUAGAUACUGAAUUACAACAAAAAAGAGGUUUAGGAGGAGUUGCUUAUCUUGAUAUCAAUACAUUUAAUGAUUAAAUGCUUCAUGAUAUUCAUGUCAAUAUUACUGAUGAAAGUAAUUCUGUUAUUAGAGCUAAAUUGCAUUUGAAGAUUUAAUGGAUACAUUCAAAAGUAUUAAUUAUUAUUAAGAUAUAGAAUAAAUACUUAAAUGACUUAAUCAAUGAAAAUACAGUUCAAAUCAAUCUAUUAGAGUAGGAAUUGAAUGAUCAUGUUAUAGAUUUAGAAAUCAUUGCAUAACCUUUUAGAUAAGAAUUAAAAGUUCCUAAUAUAGCUAUAUCAACCUAUUAAACAUAACAACAUUAAUAGUAAUAGUUAUUAUAUUAAUCUUAAAAUGGAGCUUAAUCCAUUGAUGAUAAAUAAAUUGAUAGGCUUGUUUAAAUCUCUUUAUUAUUAACGAUUCUCUAUUUAAUAUUUGGAUUACUUAAUAGUAUCUAUAGAACUAUCUAUUUAGAUGUAUUUUAUUUUAUAUAUAUAAAAGUAUAUAGUAAUUUUUUAUUGCUUUCUAUUUUAUUAAAAAAAUUAUAGAUUGCAAUCCUUGCUACAUAUCAAAAUAAUAAUGGCUAUGUUAAUUGUUGUUUUGAUUUAAGACAUUAUCUGGCUGGCUAUUUACAGCACAGUAUUUAUUUAAUUUAAUAUUAGCCUUAUUUAGGAGAAUUUAAUUCACAUUUUGAUCAUUUGGAAUAUGGAUUAUAAAAAUAUUAAGUGAUAUUAAGUUGGCUGCUUUUAUUAGUCAAAGUAUUUAAUUAUAAUAAAAUUAAGAUUAUCGUAUUAAUAUUCUAUGUACACAUUUAUUCUACAUACCCAGACAAACAAACUUAAAUUUAUGAUUAGUAAUGGUAAUCAAUUUUUGGAUUGAAACAAGGUAGAGAAUUAAAUGUUUAUCGAAAUUAUUAUUGA